GGUAAUUAUUUUUUCAAGUUUUACUUUUGUUGCACUACCCAUAUUUGGUAAGGCGAGUGAAGGCCUCCACUUCUUGCGUCAUUUCCGGCAUCUUUCUUUCCGGUUCGUCCUCCUAACAUGGCUCCGAUUCAGCAGCAGAAGAAGAAGAAGAGCAAAAAGUCGCCCGGCUGGAAGUUUAGCCUGGAUCUGAGCCACCCUGUCGAGGAUGGCAUCCUGGACUCUGCCAACUUUGAAAAGUUCCUGAAGGAGAGGAUAAAGGUGAACGGCAAGACCGGCAAUCUGGCCAACGUGGUGUCCGUCGCCCGCGCCAAGAACAAAAUCCACGUCGCGUCUGAGAAGCGCUUCUCCAAAAGGUAUUUGAAGUACCUGACCAAGAAGUACUUGAAGAAGAACAACCUGCGCGAUUGGCUGCGAGUGGUCGCCUCCGACAAGGAAACGUACCAGUUGCGCUACUUUCAGAUUAGCCAGGAUGACGACCAGUCCGAAGCGGAAGACUAGACCGACCGACUGACCGACCGUCGGGACUCGCAAAUAAAAAUGCAAAAACACA
This is a messenger RNA of Syngnathoides biaculeatus (alligator pipefish), 550 nucleotides long. RefSeq names its product ribosomal protein L22-like 1 (gene rpl22l1). The record is from RefSeq and is a predicted model, not a curated record. Gene Ontology annotation, cellular component: ribosome. Gene Ontology annotation, biological process: cytoplasmic translation. Bases 118 to 498 code for a protein of 126 amino acids. Gene Ontology annotation, molecular function: RNA binding; structural constituent of ribosome. NCBI's taxonomy places the organism in Eukaryota, Metazoa, Chordata, Actinopteri, Syngnathiformes, Syngnathidae. The transcript is spliced from 4 exons.